AGCUGGAAGAUUUUUUCUUUCGUGUUGAUUAUCAAGCGAGCAAACCACUUUUACACACCCUCCGACGACUGAGCGAGAUCAUCAUGAAGGGGGCGCUGUUUAUAAUUGUAUCAUGUGUUCUGAUGGGCAAUGUGCUGGUCGACGCAACCUAUUAUUAUAACAACUAUCCAUCAACGUCAUCGGAGUCGGAAUCAUCGGAGUUUGAUUGUGCUAAUCUCAACACCUCAAUUGUCAAUACUUAUUCACUGUCUACAAUCAUGAGUUACCUGGAAUGUUAUGGUCUAAAAAUCGAGGACUACACAAAUUGCGGUAUUACUUACGAUGACGCUUCGUCUUUUGCUAAAGCAAAGGCAUCUGAAUUGACUCCUUGCCAAAUUGUAGAGAUCAUUGAUCUUCUAAAAGAGAUCAAACGACGAUACUGUGACGAGGCUACAACCGCACCAACACCGGCAACUACAACCGCACCACCGCCUGAUACUACAACCGCACCACCACCUGAUACUACAACCGCACCACCGCCUGAUACUACAACCGCACCACCACCUGAUACUACAACCGCACCACCACCUGAUACUACAACCGCACCACCACCUGAUACUACAACCGCACCACCACCUGAUACUACAACCGCACCACCGCCUGAUACUACAACCGCACCACCACCUGAUACUACAACCGCACCACCACCUGAUACUACAACCGCACCACCGCCUGAUACUACAACCGCACCACCGCCUGAUACAACAACCGCACCACCGCCUGAUACUACAACCGCACCACCGCCUGAUACUACAACCGCACCACCACCUGAUACUACAACCGCACCACCGCCUGAUACUACAACCGCACCACCGCCUGAUACUACAACCGCACCACCGCCUGAUACUACAACCGCACCACCGCCUGAUACUACAACCGCACCACCACCUGAUACUACAACCGCACCACCGCCUGAUACUACAACCGCACCGCCACCUGAUACUACAACCGCACCACCACCUGAUACUACAACCGCACCACCACCUGAUACUACAACCGCACCACCGCCUGAUACUACAACCGCACCACCGCCUGAUACUACAACAGCACCACCACCUGAUACUACAACCACACCACCGCCUGAUACUACAACCGCACCACCACCUGAUACUACAACCGCACCACCGCCUGAUUCUACAACUGCACCACCGCCUGAUACUACAACCGCACCACCGCCUGAUACUACAACCGCACCACCGCCUGAUACUACAACCGCACCACCGCCUGAUACUACAACCGCACCACCGCCUGAUACUACAACCGCACCACCACCUGAUUCUACAACCGCACCACCGCCUGAUACUACAACCGCACCACCGCCUGAUUCUACAACCGCACCACCACCUGAUUCUACAACUGCACCACCGCCUGAUUCGACAACCGCACCCCCACCUGAUUCUACAACCGCCCCACCACCUGGAGUUACAGGAGGCCAGGAUGGUAAUUCCGUUCGUUGAUAUGCUAAUGUGUGGAAUGGUUAAAUGUGGUCAUGCCCAUUUUACUGUUUACCCUAAGGACACCGUCUUUUGAUAACGUGACUUGUAUUCUAAAUCUUUUAAAAUAUUAGAUUUAUUACAUAUACAUUGGUAAUUACUAAAAUGAGAAAUAAAAGGUGUGAUGGUCCUAUAGAGCGAUGUUAGUUGGGGGGGGGGGGGGAUCAGGGGGUUAUGAAUUCUCCCCAUGGAGAUUAUUAUGAUAACGUUACUACUAAAAAGUAAUGUUAGUAGCAGAUGCAGCAAUAUACCCUACUCACAAUAAUAAUGAUAAUUACAAAAAAUGACAUUGGUAAUAAUUAUGAUAAUUUGAUAUAAUUAUGUGCAACCAUAUCAAUAACGAUCGUAUAAUGUUGACGAUGAUGAUGAUAAUGCCAAGAUAAAUAAAAUGAUCAUAAUAAUAAUUAUGAUAAUAAUAAUUAAAAAAAAAUAAUGAUAAAAGUAGUAACGAAAACAUUACAGUUAUUCAGUUGAUGAGAAUACAUGGAAAAAACAUAUUGUAUUGGAGGGCCCAGGUUUUAAUACAGGGGGAUGUCUCAAUAUAUAGCUUACGGUACUUGAAGAACACGACUAUUAUAUUUGACAAAAAAGAAUCGGGACUAAAUGUGUAUUGUAAACGUAAUGCAAUAACUUCACAUCAUGUGUUUUAUUUUCCGUGAUUCUUAUAAAAGAAAACAAUCAAAUUUUUUGCUAUUUUCAAGUUAAUGUGAUUCUAUAAAGUUAGUAAAGCUCGGUUUUCUUCGUGGCGAAGACUUUGCUUAUUCAUAAAGCACCUUUGCUAUUUUAUUUCCUGGAGCACUGAUAGAAAAAUAAAGGAGUACAUUGCAAUGACAA
Molecule: messenger RNA, 2366 nt
Organism: Lytechinus pictus (painted urchin)
Lineage: Eukaryota; Metazoa; Echinodermata; Echinoidea; Temnopleuroida; Toxopneustidae
Product: mucin-2-like
Exons: 6
Coding region: 84-1496 (470 amino acids)
Source: RefSeq, a predicted model, not a curated record